AUUAAACCCAUCACUAGAGACUCUUCUAUUGAUCACCAUAAGUUUCAUUCCCAUCAACUAUCCAUAAUCAAGCAUACUCUUUUAGCUAAUCAAAACACAAGAAGAAAAGUCAAAAGCAUCAACAAUAGAAAAGAAAAAAGAAAAAAAUGAACACCUAUGGAUGGGCAGCUAGAGAUUCUUCAGGAAUUCUCUCCCCUUUUCACUUCGAGAGAAGGGCUAAUGACGACAAUGAUAUCACCAUAAAGAUACUCUUUUGUGGGAUUUGCCACUCCGACCUUCAUUUCGCUAAGAAUGAGGCAGGAAUGACUAGCUAUCCAUUUGUCCCAGGGCACGAGAUUGUGGGUGAGGUGACAAAGGUUGGGCACAAUGUCACAAAAUUCAAAAUUGGAGAUAAAGCUGGAGUGGGCUGUAUGGUGGGCUCAUGUGGCUCAUGUGAAAACUGCAAACAGGACUUGGAAGUUUAUUGCCCAGAAAUGAUUUGGACCUUAAAAACCUUUGGUGGAUAUUCUGAAAACAUAGUCAUAGAUGAGCAUUUUGCAGUGUUAAUUCCAAAUAGUUUGCCUUUACAUGGUGCUGCUCCACUUUUGUGUGCUGGGAUUACUGUGUACAGUCCCAUGAUGUACUAUGGACUCUGUAAGCCUGGUCAACAUUUGGGUGUGGUUGGGCUUGGUGGAUUGGGUCAUGUGGCUGUGAAGUUUGCCAAAGCUCUAGGUAUGAAGGUCACAGUAAUAAGCACCUCUCCAAGCAAGAAAAAUGAAGCAGUGGAACGGCUUGGGGUGGAUUCAUUUUUGGUUAGUCAUGACCAAGAGCAAUUGCAGGCUGCCAUGGGCACAAUGGACGGUAUCAUCGACACAGUUUCAGGCCCUCACUCUAUACUGCCAUUGAUUAAUUUGUUGAAGACGAAUGGAAAAUUGGUUGCAGUUGGUGUUCCAACAGAGGCUCCUGAAAUACCAUAUAUUCCUUUAAUUAUGGGAAGGAAACUUAUUGGUGGUAGCGCUGCAGGGGGAAUGAAAGAGACACAGGAGAUGGUUGAUUUUGCUGCAAAGCACAAUAUUAUAGCAGAUAUUGAAGUUAUCCCUAUGGACUAUGUGAACACUGCCAUGGAAAGGCUUGCCAAGGGUGACGUUAAAUAUCGCUUUGUCAUUGAUGUUGCAAACACCUUAAAUUCUUCAUUUUGAGUCCUUGUUGCCACUUCUUAAAUUAGUUAUGCUUCUUAUGUAGUAUAAAUUAUAGUUACACAUUUCUGUUGUCCUUACCCAUGUACUGGAUCUGGC
Quercus lobata is the source of this 1274-nucleotide messenger RNA. RefSeq names its product probable mannitol dehydrogenase. Gene Ontology annotation, molecular function: zinc ion binding; oxidoreductase activity, acting on the CH-OH group of donors, NAD or NADP as acceptor. NCBI's taxonomy places the organism in Eukaryota, Viridiplantae, Streptophyta, Magnoliopsida, Fagales, Fagaceae. The record is from RefSeq and is a predicted model, not a curated record. The transcript is spliced from 6 exons. The coding region runs from base 147 to 1178 and encodes 343 amino acids.